Messenger RNA from Cryptococcus wingfieldii CBS 7118, 2712 nucleotides. RefSeq lists its product as hypothetical. Lineage: Eukaryota; Fungi; Basidiomycota; Tremellomycetes; Tremellales; Cryptococcaceae. The transcript has 7 exons. The record is from RefSeq and is a predicted model, not a curated record. The coding region runs from base 1 to 2712 and encodes 903 amino acids. Gene Ontology annotation, biological process: Golgi organization; intra-Golgi vesicle-mediated transport; intracellular protein transport. Gene Ontology annotation, cellular component: COG complex; cis-Golgi network; membrane.
AUGUCCCGCCCCACCACCCCAGCAUACACCGUCCGCCGCCAGGGAUACAACUCGUCCCUCUCAGCCUCAGCCACAGCAUCCACUUCGAGAACCGGCACCCCUGCUCCUCGAAAUCCCGUCAUCUCUCUCGACGAGUGGGAGUCCAAAGCACAUCUGAGCGAUGAGCAGCUCAGUAGCAUAGGGGCCGUCAAGAACCGCUAUGCAGACCGCCCACUGCCGGCCAAAUUCGGCGGGCAAAGCACUCGCCCCUCGACCCCUGCACAGUCGUUGACUGGCCCACAAUCUCCCAAUCCUGCCCUCAAAGACUCUUUGUCUAGCAAUACUGCCUCUCGCCUCUCUUCCUCGAUCCCAGACCCCCUCCAUCCAUCGAGCAUCACGACUCCCCAGCAAUUCUUGGACCAUUUCACAGCUUUGACUCUGUCGACAGAGCACGAGCAAGACAGUCUCUAUAGAGAUCAUCUCGCGGAGAUAAGCGGCCUCAGAGAGAACUGUGAAUUGCUCAUAGAGCUGCUCAAGGGUGGAGAGGAGGAGGUGCAGGAGAUGGAGAAAUGUUUGAGUUAUGUGGAGGAAAGGAGCGAGAGUCUGAGAGGGGCUUGCGAAGACCUCCUGGAGGAGCAAACUCAUCUCUUGACUCACACGUCUCAAUUAGCCCAUCGAUUGACGUUCUUUACGUUCUUGGAGACGGCUACAAAGAUGCUCAACAACCCAGGGAACGCCCUUGUAUUGAACCCGGACUUUCUGCCUAUGGUGAAACGACUGGAUGAGUGUAUAGGAUACCUCAGCGAUCAUCGAGAUUUUAGAGACUCUGAGAUCUACCUAUUACGGUACCAGCAGUGCAUGACAAGAAGUAUGACUCUUAUCAAGCUCUACUUUGUCGGCACUAUCAGAUCUAUUGGCCAAGAAGUCGGCAAGCGACUCACCGACCAAUCGCUUUCCGAAACGGCCACUCAAGCUCUCAUAUAUACAAAAUUCACAUCAUUAUCUACUUCUCUACGUCCUCUACUGUCAGAGCUGGAGCAGAGAGUAUCGACGAACCCAGAUGAACUGGCGCCCUUGUUGAGCGAGUGUAACGCGGCGUAUGUUUCGACCAGGCGAAACCUGAUGGGCGGCAGAGUGCAUGAGGAGAUCGGCCGUAUGAAACCCAACGGCAGCGACUUGGUCGAUCUCACCAGAGCAGGGUGCGGUUACCUCAAGACCACUUGCAUGGACGAAUUCCUUCUAUACAAACACUUCUUCCUCUCUGGCGAGGCUCAGCUCUACGGCUUUCUGGAAUCACUGUGCGACUACCUAUACGACCACCUUCGCCCUCGCAUCUUGCAUGAGCCGUCACUCCAAGUCCUUUGUGGUGUCUGCACCGUACUCCAAGCUCUGAUGGUCCAAGAUAUUCCAGACGAGGAUGAGGAUGACGGUUUGGUGUUCCAUUCCCCUGCUGCCAGUCCCGGAUCGCCCUACUAUGGAAACGGAGAUGACUACUUUUCCUCCAAACCGCGUCUGUAUCACACUGGGUCUUCCCGCAGCAUUUCUCACCAAUCGUCCCGGCGCCGUGCGUCCAGUCUUACAGGUAAUGGCUCACCGCGUUCGCGUGCCGGGUCUUUUGCUGGGUCUCCUGGGGCGAGUACUGUCCACCUGCCACCUCCACCCAGGAAAAAGACAAGAAGGCCACUUCGGCGGCUACACAUUGAAGUCUUGCUGAGAAUGGUAUUACAAGAUGCGCAGACGAGAUUGGUGUUCCGGGCUCAAGCUCUGCUGAGCGCAGAAGUAGAAUACUAUGCUCCCAAGGAAUCUGAUUUGGACUAUCCCGAUAGAUUAAAGUCUGGCAACAAGCUUGUACCUCGCCAGACAACGGUGUCUCUUAACGCGGACGACGAGGACGAUACGGCUGUAUUUGAACUUCCCUCGCUCGAGGUGCAAAACAGCUGGUACCCUUCUCUAAAAUCCACUCUUUGGGUUCUGUCGUGUCUUUACACGUUUGUGGACAGUGCUGUGUUUGAUGACCUCGCUCAAGAAGCGCUCAUCGCAUGUCGUAAAUCCUUGGCGUCUGCCUCUGACCUCUUGUUGGCCAAGCAAGGAAAGGAAAAGAGCAUGGACUCGAAAUUGUUCUUGGUCAGACAUCUUCUUAUCCUGAAAGAGAUGACAGCAGCCCUGGAUCUGGGAAAGACCCGGCGACGAGAGUGGAGUGGAGUCGGAGAUUUCCUACGGUCCUUGUUGGACAAUGCGUCGUCUCUUUUGGGCUACCAGAGAGGCUCGGUGGCCAAAUCCGCUGCAUAUGCUCCUGACGCUAGAACCGAUAUCGAUCGUUCUCUCAAGUCUGCCUGCGAGGACCUCAUCUCUAUUCUCAGCGUCAGAUCCACUUUUCCUUUGCAAGGCUUUAUUGGCCAAUGCUCUUCCUAUCUGGCGAGAGCGGCCAGCUCUACUACUUCUACCAGAACCGACCUCUCUGCGCAAGCAUUCGCCAAGCCAGAAAAGGUCAAAGAGGUACACGAAGAGUUCAAGAAGAUCAGCGUCAAGGCGGUAGAAGAUUGGAAGAGGGAGCUGAGGCUGUACUUGCUUGACAAAGAGACUGUUGCUGUUCUGAUGCCCCCGGCUCUUAACUCAAUUGUGGAUACGUAUAGACAAUUCCAUGACCUGAUUAGAGCAGAGUACGAUUUUGCGGUUGCUGCUGGGGUCAUGACUCCAUCGGGAGUGAAGAGCAUGCUUGAGAGUACGGCCUAG